AUGUCGCAACCUACUGGCUUUACCCAUUGGUGCUAUCGUUGUAACCUUCGCUUUGCUGGCCAAGGCCAGUUACCUAUUUGCCCUGGUUGCAAUGGUAGAUUCGUAAUGCGACUUUCAGACCAUGAAGCUAACUAUUACAUCCAGCUUUUCGAGCCACAGAUUCGAGCUUUAACUUCUGAUGAUGGCACUAGAGGAAGGAGAUCAAGGCUAUCGGCUGCUAUCAACGCUUUCGUGCGGAACAUGAUGGGUUUUCUAAAUCCUGCAAACAUACGCCUGCAUAAUGGUUCUGCUCGCUUCUUUCUUGGUCGUAAUCAUGACAAUGGUAACACUAAUCAAGCUAGAAUUAAUAUUGGAGCGAAUAUUGAUGAUGGUCAAGAGUCUCUCACUAUUGAGUACAUUGUUCAUAUGAUAAUAAGGAAUCGUGAUCGGAGUGCCGCCUCUCCUCCAACACCUCAGGCCGUUAUUGAUGCAAUGCCAGUUAUUAAGAUAAGCAACAAACAUCUUGAGAUUGACAAGUAUUCCCAUUGUCCGGUCUGUAAAGAGCCAUUUGAUCUGGGGAUAGAGGCUAGGUUGAUGCCCUGCAAUCAUGUCUAUCAUGAGAGUUGUAUUCUUCCAUGGUUGAGGAUACACAAUACUUGUCCUGUAUGUCGAUAUGAGCUUCAUGAGAAUGGUGGUCGUCCAGCUAGGAAUAUGAGGGCCAACACCACUUUUGUUAGAGGAGGGAACAAUAGUAGGCAUGGUUGGAGGAGAUUGUUUUCAUGCGUGAGACCUUCUUUUGGUGCAUCGAGUUCUAGUUCUUAA
Messenger RNA from Carica papaya (papaya), 801 nucleotides. RefSeq lists its product as uncharacterized. Gene Ontology annotation, biological process: protein ubiquitination. NCBI's taxonomy places the organism in Eukaryota, Viridiplantae, Streptophyta, Magnoliopsida, Brassicales, Caricaceae. Gene Ontology annotation, cellular component: cytoplasm. Gene Ontology annotation, molecular function: ubiquitin protein ligase activity. The record is from RefSeq and is a predicted model, not a curated record.